AUGGCGGUUUCAGCACGCAAGAUAUAUGAUGGCCCAGUAUACGACUGGAAAGAUUACCACGCCUUUAUUCAUCUUUUCGAGACGUUAGCCAAGGAAAACAGUGAUCGUACCUGCAUCUAUUACAAAAAGGGUUCAACUUACAAGACUUUGACAUGGGAACAAGUGGAUCGUAUCAGCACCAAUCUUGCUUGCCGCUGGUCAUAUUCCCUUGGCCAUCUCGAUGCACCUGUGGCAGUGCUUGCUGACCACUCGCUCGACUAUCUCUUUUACAUGAUCGCACUCCUUAAAUUACGCGUUGUACUGCAAGCAUUAUCGCCACGAAAUACUCAGGCAGCUGUCACCAACAUGCUUAUCAAGGGAAAAGCAGGCUACAUAAUGGCUUCUGAAAAGUACGCUGACACUGGUAAAACAAGUGCAGAUCAAGUGCAGAUCCCCUAUCAGACCUUGUUGCCUUUUGAUAUCGAGGCGUUGAGCCAUGAGCCGUUGAAUCCGGAUGCUGCACACAUUCUCAACAAGCGAUACACUAAGGAGGAUGAAGAAAAAAUCGUCAUCAUUACCCAUAGUUCAGGGACCACUGCAUUUCCAAAAUUGAUUCCUCUUAGCAAUCGAUACAUGUUUGUGCAUGUACAACACUUUACUCAUGACAUGGCCCAUCGGUACGGUGAAGCUCCAUGGACUCUCGAGCGAUCCGAUAUCUUUAUGGUUGGAUUCCCCUUAUUCCAUAUUGGCGGUAUCUUUCAGGCUUUUUGUGCAAUGAUGCAUCAUGGCACAUCCGUCUAUUCACCUCUCCCGCUACAAGUCAAGGACGUUGUUGAUGCAAUCGAGCAAUGUGGUGUCACCUACGUGUAUUUUGCUCCUGUGCUUGUGGAUCAGAUCGCAACAUACAUCAAAGAAACCGGGGACAUUGCACCUUUUAAAAAGCUCAAGGUGAUCCAGUUUGGAGGUGCGCCAUUAAGACCUGAUUUAGGUGAAUUCCUUACAUCACAUGGCAUACGACUUCAAUGCUGCUAUGGAGCUUCAGAGUUUGCCAUUAGCUUUCUCAAUGAUGAUACUCGUGAUGACAUUCCUUGGAAUUCAACACGACCAUCCCAUAUCAUCAAAGACUAUUGUCAUUUUGAACCAUAUGAUGAGCAAGCUGGCACCUAUCAUCUCGUCAUCAAAUCGGGAGCGCCCAACCUAGCAACGGGUGUUGAAAAUAGGCCUGAUGGAUUUGGCACCAAUGAUCUAUUCAUCCAAGAUCCACCCAACUCGGGGUAUUGGAGACAUUUAGGCCGCAAGGAUGACAUCCUUGUAAUGGAAAACGCACAAAAGACCAAUCCAACACCCAUGGAGUUUGCCAUUUGUAGCGCCUCUAUCGUCAAAUCAUGCACCGUUAUAGGUGAAGGUCGACAAUGCACUGCCACAUUGGUUGAACUUGAGUAUGAGCAAGCUAUUCAAUAUACACCCAGUGAGAUCAUUGAACAAGUGCAUGCGGCUGUAGCCAACGCGAAUGCAAAUGCACCCAACUACAGCAUCAUCCUUCCAGAAAUGAUUUACAUCUUACCCUUGAGCAAACAUCUCCCUACCACCGUAAAGGGCAACGUUGUACGUAAGAGCGCCAUCAAGGAAUUCGAAGACGUUAUUGAGAAGAUGUACACCAACUUUAUGCAAGGCACUGGCAACACAAGAAAUCCAGAUACCAGUAAUGCAUGGCCAAUUCAGGAUAUUGAAUCAUUGCUUGUGCAAGCUGCAUCCAACGUCCUUGGGAAAAGCCCUACCCUAAUUUCAAAAAACAAGGAUCAAUCGCUCUUUGACCUAGGUCUCAACUCGUUGCUUGCCAUUCAACUACGCAAUGCUAUUGCCGCUAAAUUUGGUCAUAUCAGCAACACAUUCCUAUACGAGCACCCAUCCAUCAAAGCCAUUGCUACUGCAUUAAGGUCACCAAACGCUGUCAAGAGCAAUGAUGAGCAACGAUACCAGGAAACACAAGCCUUACUAGAAUCAUACAUUGCACGAGCCAAGGUUGAUUUUAGCCCAUGUAUCACGAACAAGGAGACUGGGGAUGACCAGCAGCAGCAGCAUGUGGUCUUGUUAACGGGCUCUACAGGCGCAUUAGGCGCAUUCAUCUUGCAUGAUCUUAUUCGUUCACCCAAAGUUAGCAAGAUCUAUUGCCCUGUACGUGCCACAACAACAACGAAUGGAAUGGAUCGCAUUAUCGAAUCCUUCAAUGCUCGCCAUUUGGAUGUUUCAUUGUUGGAUAGCGGCAAGGUGGAAGCACUACCAAUGAAUUUGAAUGCCGAGUACCUUGGAUGGUCGAAGGAAUUGUAUGACCGAUUAAAGCAAGAGAUCACUAUUGUUCAAGCAUGUGGAUGGCUUGUUGACUUUAAUCAGCCCAUCACCCAUUUUGACAAGGAAUGUAUCCAAGGUCUUUACAACCUACUCAAGUUUGCGCAUCGUCCCACAAACCCAAUGCGUGUACACACCAUCUCAAGUGUGAGUGCCACAGCUGCCAUGAAGAACGUGGAUCGUAUCUCCGAAACGACUUUACCUCAAGAUCCACACGUUGCUAUGCCAAUUGGAUAUGCACAAUCCAAGUACAUUGCCGAACAUCUUUUUGAUUAUCUCACAAGAGAGAAAGGAAUGCCAUGUAUUGUGGAACGCAUGGGUCAAGUGUGUGGCGACAGCAUCAAGGGAACAUGGGGUAUCCAGGAGCAAUUCCCAUUGAUGAUGGUUGGUGGUGGUGCCAUGUUGAAAAAGAUGCCUGACCUCGGCAAGAUGACGAUUGAUUGGAUUCCCAUUGAUUAUGCAGCAUCCAGCAUCACUGAUAUCAUGCUCAAUACAACCACCACACCCAUUGAACAAUUAAGGGGCCGUGUAUUCCAUAUCGUGAAUCCCAACCAUGUGAGCUGGUCUAAUGUGCUUCAAGCGAUGCAAGAAUGUGGAAUGCAGUUUGAUGUUGUCAAACCCAAAGAAUGGAUAGCAGACUUGAGCAAGCAUCAGGAAAAUCCCGCGUAUAGGUUGUUAUCCUUUUAUGAAGGCAAUCUCCUUGGCGACAGCAACAUGCCCAUUUUUGAGACAACAAACACCAUCCAAUUCACAAGCUCCACUUUGAAGGAGGCGCCCAUCUUUGAUGCCAAAUUAAUGAUGAAAUGCCUUGCUUAUUGGAAGGUGGUCAAAUUUCUAUAG
This is a messenger RNA of Lichtheimia ornata, 3165 nucleotides long. RefSeq lists its product as uncharacterized. Gene Ontology annotation, molecular function: phosphopantetheine binding. NCBI's taxonomy places the organism in Eukaryota, Fungi, Mucoromycota, Mucoromycetes, Mucorales, Lichtheimiaceae. The transcript has 6 exons. The record is from RefSeq and is a predicted model, not a curated record. Bases 1 to 3165 code for a protein of 1054 amino acids.